Paramisgurnus dabryanus is the source of this 1984-nucleotide messenger RNA. NCBI's taxonomy places the organism in Eukaryota, Metazoa, Chordata, Actinopteri, Cypriniformes, Cobitidae. The record is from RefSeq and is a predicted model, not a curated record.
UUACGUUCAUUUGUGUUUUGAACUACUCCAGAGAGAUACCGUUUGCCUACAGCCAUCAUCAUAUAAUACAACCUUCCACCCAAUCGUACCUCAUUGGACAAUUUUCCUCAGUCUUUGACCUAAAAUUUGUCUGUCUGAUAAUAUCUUUUCCACAUGACUCCUAUGCAUCUUUUUGAUUGAAAAUGCAGACUCAACCAGAAAUUGUUUAGUAUCUUCAGACAACGCUAACAUGAGAAGAGACAUAACGUGCCACAAUGCUUUGUUUGUGUGCUAUAGUUGAUAGUUCAUAUUAGCAUUCUGUUAGACCCGCACCCGUUCUAAGCCAUUUGUUCUCACUGUGCAUCUGGGCUCGUGGUACCCGAAAGGCACCUCACAGCUUUAUAUGAGAUGUAAUCUAGCAGAAUGGAGCCCCUGGCAUGCACAGAGAUGGCAAGAUACUGUGAUCAGAAUGCGUCUAUGUCCUUGCUUUUAUUGCAGGGGUGGAUAGAGAUAUUAAGGGUGGAGCCCGCCUGGCCAACUGAUGACUAAAAGACACACAGCGUGGCUUUACUGAACUUUAAAAUUAUGAUGGGUGUCAGAAAGUGGAAAGGGUGAUUUUGUGUCCAAAGGCUAUAGUGAUAGUAAAGACUGAGAUAUUUUAUUCAUGAAUGUUUUCAUUUGUUUCUCUCAUCAUGUAGUUGUUUUGAGGUAUGGGCGCUAUUCAUUUUGCAGCAGUAAGCUAAGAUGAGCUUUAGUAAGGCAUUGUGUCUAAACACAGACAGGAAAAUUCCUGAGGGCUGGCAGAUUUGAUGGACUAUAAAGCCAAAGCAGACACCCACAUGGGUAGUUGUUUAAUCCUCAGGAUCAGCGACCAAUCGUAUGGCAGAACAGAAAAAAACUGGGAAUAACGUCACAUGGCACGUCUCACUCACUGCUGAUGUCGACACUUUCUCUCCGUGAGCUCAUCAAAACCACAUUAUCUUUCCCAGAAUAAUGUAUACACUCCACUGCCUGAAAAACAAAUUCCUUGAUUCACUGCGAUGAUGAUGUUUCAUGUUUCAUUAUGAGCAAUGGCUCAUUAACUAUAGCUGCAUUCCAUCUCAUUAUUUCCAUAUACAAUAUCCAUUAUAUAUGAAAUCCUGGACGUGGUGUUUAUGCAACAAGUGAAGAACCUGAAAUGAUUUCCCAGUGAUUUUGAACUAAUGUUAUUUUUUUGCCUGUCUAUCACAACAAUCUCAUAUUGCAGUGCAACUACUGUAUUGUAUUUUUACAUUACGUGCCUUGUUUUUUAUGCAUGAACUCAAAGCCCGCACACAAAAGCUUUGAUCCUGUAAAACCUCAUCCCUCACGUGGUGUCACCAUCUCUUUAAAUGAUCUCUCUGCUCCAAAACAAAUCCAGCUGGAAGCUGAUCAAUACACAGCGCUGCCGAAAAGAUGACAUUACGGUUUGAGGCUUUCUGUCCUGAUGGUCUGUGUCCAGGAUGGUGUUUCCUUCUGAAGGGAGAAACCCCAGCAGAAGCCAACAAGUUUGAGAUUAAUUUCCUGUGUGACAAGGAUGACAGAAUAGCCUUCCAGUUCAACACUCGCUUCACUGAGUCAGAUAUCAUCUGCAACUCCUUCAUGGCAAACCACUGGGGAAAAGAAGAGAGAUGCAGCAAUUUUCCCUUUGGGGUAAAAGAGCCUUUCCAGAUUGAAAUCUACUCUGACAACGGAUACUUUUAUGUUUACAUUGACGACACCAAGGUUAUGCAGUAUAAGCACCGUGUGGAAGACCUUAAGACCAUCACUAAAGUACAAGUGGUUAAUGACGUCAAUAUCUCAUCUUUAGAGAUCACCAAAAAACAUUAUUACUGAGGCUGUGUAUUAAGUGUGUGACAUGUUUUGGCUGAGCACAGCGCUAUGACAGCUAUACAAGCAGUGGUUUAUUGUAUGUUUCACAUUUCUGUUUACCAGUUUAUUGCUGGUAAAGGUGUGGUUAUCUGUAUUGAUGUGCCUCCAUAUUCAU